GCAUCCAAAUCAAUUUGGAAUUUAUUAUUCUAACUAGGGUCGGUGUCCGCGCUUCGCACGGAUUACAUGUUUAAUAAAAGUCCAGUUCAAUUAAAAUUGGGAGUUUUGAAGUUUCUGAAAGGGUAAGUUAUGUUUUGUUUAUUUUAUAAUGCGAAGACGUUGGAAGCAGUGAUCAUUUUUUUUUAAAAAAAACAACAGUAAGUUUGAAUAAUAAAUUGUUUUGAGGAAUUCAAUAUUCGUAAGAGAAAAUAGUAUUUGAGUGUACCUAUUUAAUUGACGUAGAAAGCGGUAACGUAAAUUUUUUAAAAGUUGGCUGGUGUCGUUUGCUAUGAGGCUUAGGAUAACAGUUUAUUCCUCUUUUGAAAGCGUUGUAUGAUACCAAUAUCGUUGUCAAAGUAGAAGCGCGAUCCAGGUGUGGUUGUGAGUGAUAGUUUUCCUGAAAAAGUCAAAUAUUUGUAAGCAUUUAUUUUGACAUAAACUUUAUGUUUAGUUUAUUACCUUCAUGUAACCGUGGAAUGAUACUUGGUUUUUCCUGGUAUAUAUGUGAUUUAACUCCCUGAAAUUAGACGCUUCCUUGUCCCAUAAAGUUAGACGUACCAAUUUUGAUCUACAAAUAAUUAUUGUAUUAUAUUUUGUUUAGUUGUAAACCAAUUGUUAUUUAAUAAAAAGUUAGUACAUGUCUAAACACAAUCCAAUGAUGAUUUUUGAAUCUGUGUAGUGGUUAUAUAAAUCACUUCCUUGGAUGAGGCAUAUGCGGCCAACAACAUCUGUAGGAAUAAUUUGGUUUUAGGGACAAAAAUUUAGUAUUUAUUUGUAUGUGAGAGAGUUAUUGUUUUUUUUUACCUGGGAGGAAAUUGGUUGCAUUUGCUAAGCUGAUCAACGGGUGGUAGCGUUGGGGCCGAAAUAUGUAUGAAGGGAUCGGUAGAAUGUUUUCUUGAAUCAGUGUAAUAAUUGUUGUCUCAUUGAUAUUAAUUAUGUAUGGUUGAACGGUAAGCAUGUACUGUUGGUUAUUGGGAAGAAGAUUAAAAUAUCUAAUGUGAUAAAUUUUUCCUUCCUCGAAGCAUUGGUAGAUUAUGUCAGACGUAGAAAUAGACACCCUCCCUUCCAUUAUUUGUUCAUGUUUAGUGGUUAAAAGCCAUCAUUUGAAAUGUAGUUGGAAUAAUUAAAAGUAAGUAUUUUUAAGACAAACCUGGAUGUCAAGACAAAUGAAAGUUGUUCUUAGGAAAACAUUUUUAUUUUUGUGAUUUGUGAUGGGCCACAUCCUAAAGAUCCUAACGAUUAUUGGAUGCAGUCCGAAGGUGUCGCCCCAAUUGUUUUGAUCUUUUGAUGCAUGUUCUGCACAUAUAAGAAUGAGAAUUAUUUGUAUUGCCCAUCUUUUAUUAAUUUCAUAUUUUUUUGAAGUGAACAUAGUUAUGGUUUGUUUGUUUUUUUUUUAAAUUAUUGACAUGGUUAUUUAAAAAUUAAAGUAGGCCGGCCCAUAAUUAUUUGAAUGAGGUCGAAGCAUGAGUAAUUGGAACUGGUAGUUAUAAAUUUGUUGGGUGGGUUUGAUAGUAGAAUUUAGGUUUUUUUAGAAAUUUAUAGUGACUGUGUGUGAAAUAAGGGGGGUGUUAUCUUGGGCGGACAAUUUUAAGAUGAAAGAAAACUUAGCCAGUUCACACAUUGUUAAAGAAAACAAUAGAAAUAAUAAAUUGUUUGAAAAAAUAGAAAAUUCAAAGGAAAAUAGUUUGACUGUUGAAAUAAGUAAUUGUCCGAAGAAAAUAGUUUUACGAAGACGGCGAUUUGGGUUAAUGAGCUGGGCUGCGAAAUUUUUCGUUACCUGGUCCACCAGCAAAUUGUAGACAAACCGAGAUUUUUGUAAGCGAUAACGAAUCCCAAAUCUUUUAUUGCAAUUUUAAUUCGAAGCCCAGUCAGCUAGUGACAUGGCAGUUUGAUAGGUGGAGAUUAUUUUGCCUAUGUGGCACCUUUAGAAAAGCUAGGAUUUAGCUCCUUUUAUAUAGUAGGAUAAUUAUCAAGAAUAGGUCUAAAUAUCAGACACAACAGAACUAUGCCUUCUUCCUCACAUAUCCAACAACAUUUUGGACUUCGCAAUCAUUAAAGAUAUGUAGCACAAAUUACAAAGAUAUGUUGUAUAUUGACUGAGAUGAAUACUAAAACAACAAGAAAAAGAAUAAUAAAAAGAGAAAAAAUGUUAAUAGAAAAAAAAUCUCUUUAGCAUCAAAUCUAAAAAAAAAUGGAGAAGAAAGCUAUGAUAACAAUAUUUCCAAAAUUUUAGUAUUUUCAUAAUUAAAUUGGCAGAAAAUACAUUCAACAAUUGGUAGAAUAGAUAAGGUAUCAUGGUAGAAUGUCCAUUCCUAAAUUGGUUGAAUAAUGAAAAAUCAGUAGAAAACUUGUUUAAACAAACCCUAGAUCAAUCUUUGGUGGUAGAAAUAAUUCAAAAGUUAAAACACAAUUUCCUUUCCACACUAAAAGUAGAAUGUACAUUCUGAAAUUCAUACAACAAGUUAUUUAAUAUUUCCAAAAUUAACAGUAACAAAAAUUUCAGCCAAUCAUAUAAACUUUUUCUAUGUUUAUAUUUUUCCUAUUUAACAAAAAUUAAAAAUAUAUAGUUAGAAAAAUUCCAUAUUUAAUAAAAGUUAAUUGCAAAGAAAAUAUAUAACUUUAAUGGAAAUACUUUUGGGACAAUAUGUGAAUCUUUUGUCCUUGUUUACCGAAUCCUCCUCCAUGGAGAAAUAGUUUAUGAGACAAAUAUACUACCUGCUGCUUGAAGUUUCACAUAAAUACACUACUCAAAUUAAAGAACACAAUGUUGUAAACAAAGUUUUCGUGAUCUUGACUAACGGAGAUGUGGCUGAGCUUUAGAAAAAAAAAUGGAAAAAGCUUUGAAAUUUUUAAUUUUUUUUUAAAAAAUUUUAUAGUGACGAAUAUUUUGGUGAUAAAGAUUUAGAAAGUGAUGAUUCAGAUUUUAAUAUGAAUUUCAUUAGUUAGGUUAAAGUAUUUUAGUUUUUAUUUUAUAUGAUAAUAUAAUUACCCACAUUUUAUUUGACUUUAUUCGGUCAAUUUGAUUUUAAUGAUUAGAUUUGAUUAAAAUAUAUUAACAGUGAGAUAUCUAUGUUUAUUUUAUAUUUAUUUGUCUACAAUUUAUUAUCAAAAUUGUGAAAACUUUUUAGAUUUUGAUGUUUGAAUCAAAUUUUAAAACAGCCCAAAAUGCUUUUGAAUCAAAACGGAUUAGACCCAAAUAUCUAUUAGAUUUGAAGGCUUUGGGCCGAGCGAGGUCAACCCGAUGAAAUAUCGUCUUCUUCUAUCUACAACUAUUGAUGAGUUUUUCAGGGUUUUUGGUAAUGUUAAUAGUUAGGAAUAUAAUUAUAUCAUUUUUAUUUUUAUUAAAUAUAAAAAUUAUAUAAGAUAUUAUUUAAUUUAGUUUUUAAUUCUUUUAAUCGGUUUUGGUAUGAACUUUUAAUAAAAUUUCUCUAAUUCGUUUGAUUAACUGUGUGAUAUAUACUUAUUUGAUAAAAAAGAUCGUUAUAAAACUUCUUUGAUAUCAAUUUAUUGACUCUAAUAUUUUAUUUGUUUAAUAUGAAAUUAUUAAGUUAAUGAAUUAUUUUAUAUAUUUUUUCAUAAAUAAAAAUUCCAUUCAUUUAAACUUAGUAAAACAUUCACAUUAGAUUCUUAUUCUUUGAUUAUUUUUAUUCUUAAAAGUAUAUAAUUUAUAAUUAUAUACGCAAGAUUAUGUUUGGUUUAAGUUGACAUCACAUAAGUUUUAAGCAAAUAAAUUUUUAAAGUUAAUAAAUUGACAGAAAAUAAGUUUCAUUAUUAAACAAUUAUCAAAGAAGUAUAUACCACACAAUUAAUCAAAAGAAUUACAAUUUUUUUAUUAAAAGUUCAUAACAUAAAGAUUAAUAUAAUUAAAAAAAAAAACAAAACAGAUUAAUAAAUAUAAAAAUAAUACAAUUAUAUUGUCUUAAAAUACACUAAAAUAAAAAUGUUAAAACACAAAAAUACAAAUUUUAAAACAUUGCUUAUUAAAAGUUCAUAACAAAAAAGAUUAAUAAAAAUAAAUAUAAUACAAUUAUAAAGUUUCUAAAUACACUAAAAUAAAAAAUGUUAAAACACUACUUAUAAAAAUAUAUUUAAAAUAUUGAUUUUGUAAAUUAGAUUUUGUUAAAAAAUAUUCUUACGCUUUUAAAAUGUGGGUCAAAAUCUAAUUGUAAUUAAAUUAUAGUCGGGUCGAUUAUAUUUUAUUGUUGAAACAAGAUAUUUAAACGAUCUCUAACAUCCGCAUCAGUUUUUGGAUGAAUGAAAUUAAACUCGGGAUGUUAACUACAUAACAUCAUAAAGUUGAGGGAUGUUGUCAUGCAUAACAUAUACUUCGUGUGGCAAGAUAUACAUUAGUUUAGUUUGCAUGGUUAACCAUGUGAUGGCCAAUACUUCAUGUAGCCAGCAGUCAUUUUUUUAUAAUAGUACCAUGAAAGUAGUAAACAUGAAACUAUCCCGUUAAAAAAUUAAAAAAAAAUUGUUUGCUCUAAUCUGGCAUUUAUAUUCAGUGCUUUUAAUAUCUUUGGAAAUAAGUCUAUUUUUUAUCAUAACUUAUACAGACUCAUAUAGACUCUGUAAACCAAACUGGGAGAUAUUGAUCCAUGUGAACGACGAAAGACGGUUGCUUCCUGACACUGUGUGCUAGGCUAUCCGCCGUUGAAUUUUGUGUACUUGGUACAUGUAUUAUCUCUGAAUGGAGGAAAUUUUAUUUCAGGACUUUAAUAUCUUCAAAUAACUUGCAAAAGCUGGCCAUUCUUCUCAUUAUGAAACCAUAUUCACCAAUUGAGAACAAUCCGUUGCAAACGUAACUUGAAAUUGACGUAAGUUUCUCAUGCAUUCCAUUACCCAGAGUAGUGCUUCCAUCUCCGCAUGAAGAGGAGAGAGACUAACCCGAACAUUUCUCGCCCCCAUCAACCCAUCAAAUCCUUCUAAAGUAUUGAACCAACACUGUCCAGAAAAAAUAACAUUCUCUUUCGAGGAACCAUUAGUGAAACACCAUCUUCCUGGAAUUGAAGGUAAAUACGUAACCUCUACGUGUGAUAUUGUUCUCUGUUCAUUUACUAUAUGUGCCUCAGCCCAGAGUGUUGAUUCUGUUUCUGCCAAUUUGAGUGUAUCCCUUUGAUCAAUGUCCAAAUUACAAAAAACUUUAUUAUUCUUUCUUUUCCAAAUGUACCAUAGUAUCCAUGCAAACUGAUGAUCAUCUAACUGCGGGAAAACCUUCCAGAAAAGAUGAUCCAUAUUUGUAAAGAGAGACCUUGUUGGAAAAAUAGCUGGAUUUGAUGGUAUUUUUGAGAGAGUCCAAACCUGAAGAGCUGAAAGACAUUAAAAAAACAUGAUUUAUCGAUUCUUCAUCAGCUCUGCAUCUUGCACAACAUAUAUCUCCAGUUAUCCCUCACGCUUGCAGACUCUUUUUGACUGCUACACACUUUGUCACCAAUUGCCAUUGAAAAUGUUUUAUCUUUCGUGGACACCGUAUUUUCUAGUAGAAUACCUUCAAUACAUCCACUGUGGGUCCAAACAAUAAUGGUGAUCUUUCCCUGUCUUUGGAAAUAAGCCUACAAUAGAAACAAAAAAAUAAAACCACAGCUCAAAAAACCAAUGCUUAAUUUCUUAAACAAAAAACUAAAGUCACAACUGCAACCAAUCAAAGCCAUAUGUGUUUUACUAAAAGUGACAACUGAAUCAAUUAAUUGUUAGUGGAUUUGUUAGCAGAAAACUUAAGAAGAUAAUGAUGUUCUUCCCCCCAUAUUAUAUACUAAAUUGAUGGUAAUAAGCUUAGCUUACUUGUAUUAGGCAGCACUUGUCUUCGAUUUCUUGGUGGAAUAGGACAAAUAUUUAAUUAGCUUCUCUUACUUUUUGUUGGGAGAAUUCGUCUGAACUAUUUUAUAGCUUAUUUAGCCUCAUUUUUGAGGUCAUUUCUUAUAUCCGACCCUUACAGAUAUUAUUAUGUUGUAGUCGUCCCUUGAAUCGUUUGUUUGUUUCUUUAGUGAAUCGGUCACUGUUUUGUUAUCAUCCAUUUUUUAAUACUGCUCCACCUGCUCCGUAGGAACUCGCUCUCUUGUUUUACUAGUAUUUCUUAAGAUCCUUGAAUUAACAAGAAUAUAUUUUCCUGAAAUCAAUCAUUUUGUGCACAUUUGGUCUUAUUUGGUGAAUCGUUUCCACUUGCUAUGAAUUGACGAUGCGGGUUGUUUCACGUUGUUCUCCUCACACCUUUUGUUUAAGAAUUGCACCACACAACUGAUUUAUAGUAGCGACUAAGUGAGUGUGACAUUCCAUGCUCUGUCCUUGUUCUACCAAAUUGUAUACUUGCUGUCUUCGCCAACAUCACCCUCUCUUUUUUUUGGUAAACAACGUGAUAUCAGGUCAGAGGAGAAUGGUAAACUGACAAUUAUCACAUCAUAAGACUUUGUGAUAUCAGGUCAGAGGAGAAUGGUAAACUGACAAUAAUUAGAUAAAAUUGUGUGGACAGAAAAUUUGUUUGUUUAUGUUGAGUUGCAAAGGUACGUAGGAAAGAGAUUGUAUCCACCUUAUGUAAUGGCUAAUCAAAAAUAAGAUACUUCUUUACUAUAGAUAUUUGGAUGGUGGUUCUUGGAUCUAUUUAAAUCAUGGUGUAGCAGUUGGUAUUACUUUGUCAUCCCUGGCUACUAUUUAAGUUACUAUGAUACCCAAACUCAUUAUCCCCCACUCUCAACAUUCAUAUAGUCUUUACUCUCUAAAAGAACUUCUGAAAUGGCAGCAAAUGAUGUCCCUUGCUGUGAACCUAUGUUCUGGUUUUACCUUACUGCAUGUUUUGGUCUAGUUGCUUUCGCAGGUUUAAUGUCAGGACUGACCCUUGGUCUUAUGUCCCUUAGUCUCGUCGAACUUGAGGUCAUAGCUAAGGCUGGUGAACCCAACGACCGCAGAAACGCUGAAAAGAUCCUGCCACUCGUUAAGAACCAACAUCUUCUGCUGUGUACACUCCUCAUAGGCAAUGCUUUGGCGAUGGAGGCUCUACCAGUCUUUGUCGAUUCCCUGCUUCCAGCUUGGGGCUCUGUUCUGAUAUCUGUGACUCUCAUACUUGCAUUUGGCGAGAUUAUACCUCAAGCUGUAUGCUCUCGAUACGGGCUAAGCAUCGGAGCAAAGCUAUCGAUUUUGGUUAGAUUUAUUGUCAUAGUCUUCUUUCCGCUAGCUUAUCCAAUCAGCAAGCUACUCGAUUUAUUGCUUGGAAGAAGACAUUCUACACUUUUCAGACGAGCAGAGCUCAAGUCAUUUGUGUUUACGCAUGGAAACGAGGCAGGAAAAGGAGGGGAACUAACUCACGAUGAAACAACAAUCAUAUCAGGAGCUCUCGACAUGUCUCACAAGAGUGCCAAAGACGCAAUGACAUCAGUCUCCAAGAUAUUCUCACUUGAUAUCAACUCCAGGCUCGACGAAAAGACAAUGGGACUAAUAGCAAGUGAAGGCCAUAGCCGAAUCCCGGUAUACUCGGUGGAUCCUACUGUUAUCAUCGGAUAUAUUCUUGUCAAGAACUUGAUCAAAGUCCGUCCUGAAGAUGAGACACCGAUCAGAGAUCUCCCCAUCAGAAGAAUGCCUAGGGUCAAUUUGAAUCUACCUCUCUACGACAUCCUCAACAUCUUCCAAACAGGUCGAAGCCACAUGGCUGCUGUCGUUGGGACUAAGAACUGUACCAAUACCAACACUCCUGUCCAUGACAAGAGCAUCAAUGGAACGGAUAAUAAAGAUGGAAAUGUUGUUUUGAGCAUUCCUGUGAUGAACUCAAGUGAGGUUAAUCAUCAGAGUCCAAUCCGAUACAUUGAUAGCAUUGCUGAUGAAGAUGAAGAAGUCAUUGGCAUAAUAACUCUAGAAGAUGUCAUGGAGGAACUCAUACAGGAAGAAAUAUUUGAUGAAACAGACCGGUAUGUCGAAGUUCAUAAGAGGAUAACAAUAAACAUGCCAAUAUCUGGGAACUCGAAUCCACAAUCGCCGGGAACUGCCACGUGGCUUUCGGAGCUAACAUCUCCUAUCUCGCCGUAUCGCUCAAGUCCACUGUCGCCUAACAUCAGGAUCUCUACGCUGCUCCGGUCACCGAUAAACUCACCUUACCGUCAGUCUCCGUUUCUCAGGCCUACACUCUGUGCUUCUCCACCGUCACAGCCUCCUUCGGUGCUCUCUCCGGACAGCAAUGAUCGUUAUUACUAUUUGUCUCCUAGUAGGGUGGGGAAAACGUACGUGAAGCUACCAAGAUCAAAUGGUUCGUAAAACGAAACGGUAGAUCUGAUUAAAAAUGUAUUUAAGUGAAGCAAAAUAUAUUAAUAACAAGAGUCAAAAGACUUUCUUGUCGAUCAUUUUUCAAGAUUUAGGUUAAUCUUUUAUAUGCAUGUGAAUUGAAGUGAAGAAAAGAUGAACUGUCUUUAUUUUUGAGUA
Messenger RNA from Brassica rapa (field mustard), 8436 nucleotides. RefSeq names its product DUF21 domain-containing protein At5g52790. Gene Ontology annotation, cellular component: cytoplasm. Lineage: Eukaryota; Viridiplantae; Streptophyta; Magnoliopsida; Brassicales; Brassicaceae. The record is from RefSeq and is a predicted model, not a curated record. Gene Ontology annotation, biological process: magnesium ion homeostasis; intracellular manganese ion homeostasis.